AGUUAAAUUUACCGAGCAAGGUGAAAUUGUACUGACAAUUGCAAUACAACCAAGAACAGCCAUUGGGGAAAACGAACAGAAUCCUAGCCACAAUACAAUUAUUAAAAAGGAAGCUUUGUUAAUUGAAUUACUUGAUACUGGAAUUGGCAUGAAUCCAGAGUAUAUACAACAUGCUUGGAAAAGCUUUUCACAAGGUGACAUGUCAAUAACCAAAAGACAGGAUGGUACAGGACUUGGACUCUCAAUUUGUAAAAGUUUAGUAGAAAUUAACGGAGGAGAAAUUAAUGCAGCAAGUCAAUUAGGCAAAGGGAGUAAAUUUUGGUUUACAUGGAAUAUCGAAUUAUUAUCAGCUAUGCCAACUAUUUUAAAAUUUCCCACUCUUUCAUCAUUGGAGGCAGAAUUUAAUAAACAAAUAAUAUUCAUGUUGCCUCAUACUUUAGGAAAAAAACGAAUACUAAUAAUUCAUCCAGUUGAUGGUGUUAGGAAUUCAAUAUUAAAAUACCUUAAAAGAAUCGAAAAAAUUGAUGCAUUCGAUACCCUUGAUAAAGGUAUUAGAGCAGCAAAAGUCCAUAAAGAAUUGAUUGGUCGACCUGCUUAUGAUAUAGUAUUCAUAGGUCUUUAUGAAAAUAACAAAGAAGAGGUCAUGAAUGCAGCAUUAGAGUUAAGAGAAUUAGAAAUAAAUAAUAAUAAUUUAGUAAUAACCUUUAUAGUAUCUCCGAAUAAUGAAGGAAAAGAGUUGGCAGAAAGUUUAAUUGAAAAAAUUGGAGGAAUAACUUUUGUUAUUUAUACUCCAAUUACAUGGAAAAAGUUGGUUAAUCAAUUUAUACAUUUGGAAAAAGGCGAUGCUAUUUAUAAAAAUAAAAGUUUGCACAUCGUUGAAAGUGUUCUGAAACAAGUACCAAAUUAUAGGCCUCGUAAAAUUAAGGAUGAAAAUCAAGAUAUAUAUAGAGAUAUAAUUUUGAGUGCCUCUAAGAGUAUAACAAGAAAUGUUACCAGGAGCAAAUGUAUUUUAUGUGUGGAUGGUAACUCUGUUAGUCUAGAGAACACACUGAAACAAGUCUCAAAACUUGGUUACUCAACAGUCUUUGCAACAAAUGGUCAGGAAGCAGUCAGAUUGAUUAAUUCAGAGUUUAAAAUAUUAAAUGAUGCAUAUUCAAGUUCAUCUAGUUCAGAUAUAAAUUCCUGCGGAAUUUCAUUAAUCCUGACAGAAUGUAAUUUACCAAUAAUGUCAGGAUUUGAUGUUUCACGAGCAAUUAGAGCAAUGGGACCACCAAUUUCAGACAUACCUAUUAUUGUUCUAACUACUUUAUCUAUGAAAGAAAUACAAGGUAAAUGUAUAGAAUCAGGAAUAAAUGAUUAUCUUGCGAAACCUCUGAAAACUGAUGAGCUUGAAAAAGCUCUAACUAAAUGGAUUG
Molecule: messenger RNA, 1415 nt
Organism: Racocetra persica
Lineage: Eukaryota; Fungi; Glomeromycota; Glomeromycetes; Diversisporales; Gigasporaceae
Source: the annotation of a GenBank genome assembly